Xyrichtys novacula (pearly razorfish) is the source of this 9049-nucleotide messenger RNA. NCBI's taxonomy places the organism in Eukaryota, Metazoa, Chordata, Actinopteri, Labriformes, Labridae. The record is from the annotation of a GenBank genome assembly.
GCAGAAGAAGAACUCCUCCCUAACCAGGAAGUGCGCUCAAAAUACUCGGUGUCAAAACAAAACAACACUAGCCUGUUGAUCAGCUGAAAAUUAUUCUCUUGUGAUCUCUUUGAAUCAUCCUCGCCUCAACAUGGAUGGUAAGUCACCUUUAACAGCUUAAGUGACGAUUUUGAUCGACCCUGCCUCUGUUUUAAUCCAAAAAACGAUGUCGAAACAGAAUGCUGUUACUAGCCUGUUAGCCUUGGUGGGUGUAAGCUAAGCUAGCUGUCAAACCGGUUUCUGACAUUUAGUUCAUUCGUUUAUCAAAUAUAAUUUUAUUAGGAGACUUCUUAUGCUUUUGUUUUGAAUCAACCUCUUGUUUUAACGCUGAGCAUUGUCACAGAAAAUAGCAGUUGGACAUCUAUGUAAAUCAGAAAUGUGAUCUGAAUAGAUACGACAAACCCAGGGGAUCCAGAUGCUUCAGUUUCCAGGAGAGAAACACAAAUAUGUCAAACUUAAGAACACAGGAGAUAUAUUCUAUGAAAAUAUGAUCUUUUUGAGUUGUGUUGUGAGAGCAAUACUAAUAAAAAACAUGUACUGACAGUUCCCUCUGUCCACGUCUCUAACUCUGGUGUUUUUCUGUCCCCACAGACAUGAUGUUUAAUCUAAGGGUAUGUAUGUAUGUUUUUGGAAAGAUUUGAUCCAAACCUGCUUGCUUCAACUAUGUUUUCAUGAUCAGUCAUUUUCUUUUGUUUGGUUCACAGUUCACAUCCAAGCAGCUGGAGAGACUCGCUAAGAAAGCAGAGAAAGAGUCUGAAAAGGAGCAGGCCAAAGUGAAGAAGGUGAGAAGGCCCCCCUGAUUUUUAUUUCAAAUCAACCAAAAAUACCCAGAAUUGAUUUUUUAACCACUGGUAGAGAGAGCAGAGGGAGAAAAUGUGCUCCCCGAAUAAAACUGAAGCAUAUUUUCACUAACUGAUUGUUCACUAAUAAUGUUUGAGGUGAAUUUGACUGCACUCAGGUGAAUUUAUUAAAUAUUUCCACCGUCAGCAUUGCUCUUUUUACAUGGUGCCUGUGCACUGUGGUCAUGGCUGGCUGUGCAGACAGACAUGUUGUUUUGAGCAAGAAAUAAAGCAUUAAUUGAUUGCUAUUUGUAAAAAUGGCUUUAAAUGCUGCAGUCCUUAUUUUUUGAUCAUGUCAUGAAUUAAGAUGUAGUACUCAUUUAGGAACUUAUGAAGAAAAUAUCUCCUAAAAUGUCUUAAAAUAACAUUUGUUUUCACACCUGUUAGGUCAGCAGUGUAAUGAGGGAAUUGAAAUAGAAAACACUUGAGUUUUUUUGUGGUUCAGACAUCAUCCAGUCGGCUUGCUUUGUACAGUUGACUUAAUUGUAUGUUUUUAGACCCAUUAGGACUCAGUCACUGAUGCUAUAAGUAUAAAUGCAUACAUAUAGAAAACAAAAUAUCAGACCAUAUUGAUUUUAUACUGCAUUUGAGACCUUGAAAAUAAUCUUUAUUUAUACAUUUAUGUUCUUUUUCAAUUUGUCUGAUAACAAUUUACCGCCCUUAAACAUCCUUUGGGAUUGAAAUGUGUGCGAUCAGAUUAUUCAAUAAUCUUAACUGGUCCAAUAUAUUCAGCAGAUUGUCCUUCAUUUUGAGCAGUAAACAUAGAGUGCUUGAUGUUGAUAUCUUGGAUGUUAUAAUAAUUGCCUAUUCUUUAAGGAGGUAAAUGAUUCUGUUCUGAGGUCAUCAGCUAUAUCUGUUUCUGUUUCAAAUGCAUGUUUGGUUUAGUGAUUCCAGGAAAGACAGUGAUGUUAUGUUUCUCUGUUGUUGUCAUCAUCAUCAUCUGGCAGCAUAGAGAUAUUUUCCUGUUGAGUCAUGAAAGUCUGCACUCUUCCUCUAUCUCGUCUAACAGCUCACACGCAUUUGAGACAAGGAGAGAGCUGCUGCGAAUGCUGCCGGUUUUAUGACUGCUAAAAGCAUUAUGAUUGGCUUUAUUACUGACCUAACAGUAAACACAUCUAUAAAGAAUUUAUCCACAUUGAAACUAUUGCAUUAGAAACCAUUUAGAUAGUUAAAUAGAUUUGGAAAAUAAGGAUUCAUGUACAGUGAGCAGGUUCUCAGGGCAGAUUAAAAAUGGCAACAAUUCAAUAGUACCCCAAAUCUUUCAGCCGACUGAUAUGAUUACAUUAAGCCCAGCAGAGUGUGGUUCUAUUAUCCCUCUGAUACAGCUUCUUACAGCUUUACAUGAUUUACAGUUCAACAAAUUGUUAACAUAUUUCAGACUGUAUUCUUUGAAAACACACAUUUUUGUCUGAACAUUUCAUCGAAGCCACUGUUUUUUAAAGUCCCUCCCACCUCAAUGAAGAACCUCAAGUUGUGUUACUUUUUAUACAUUUGCAUCUUUGAAGGAAAUUUGUUAUCUGGUGAUGUCAAGACGUGAGCAAAUCUCAUAUUGAUCGCUCUGGACUCUCAUGUGAUUUUUUUUAACAAGCCACUCAGAGCACCCUGUAGACUCAUCUGGGGAUUACUGCAACACAAAUUAACCUUGAAAUCUGAAACUCUGCACAUGUAGAGUACUGACGUCCAACAUUUUAACCCAGCAGUUAAAAUACAUUUAUAUACUGUAACUAAAUUACAGAGACAACUUUUUUUAAUGAUAGCAGUGUCUUUGUCUCACCAAUAGGCUUUGCAGCAGAAGAAUGUGGAUGUUGCCCGAGUGUAUGCAGAGAACGCUAUCAGGAAAAAGAAUGAAGGUCUUAACUGGCUGCGUAUGGCGUCUCGAGUGGAUGCAGUGGCCUCCAAAGUCCAAACUGCUGUCACCAUGAAAGGAGUAAGUUACAGUGUGCACCCAUUUUAUUCAUACAGUACAUGCCGCUUUGGAUUAUAACCUGUUACUGUAUGUCUAAAUGCAGGUUUAUAAAGCAUCUGUAGUCAUGUUAACACAUCACAACACUGUCAGUCUUUUGAUAAUGUAUAGGAGCUGUUUUGUCUUUCCAAACACACACUAAAGGUUUGUGUCUUGUCAGGUAUCCAAAAAUAUGAGUCAGGUGACAAGGGCACUGGACAAAGCUCUAAAGUCCACGGACCUCCAAAAGAUGUCUGCAGUCAUGGAUAAGUUUGAAAGCCAGGUUGAAAACCUGGAUGUUCACACUUCAGUGAGUGGAUUCAGAUAUUGUCUAUUUCCUUUUGUUCAUCAAGAAGUGUCGAUUGUGUGUGAGUGGCCAACAAUCUUUGGUCAGAUGUUUUGUUGUUAAGACGCUAAAGACCACACACACCAGGCCUUACAUACUUUGAGCCAUCCCUGUGUGAUCCACCAUUGUCUCGCCUGCUCCAGGUGAUGGAGGACUCCAUGAGCUCAGCAACAACACUGACCACCCCUCAGGACCAGGUGGAUGACCUAAUCCACCAGAUAGCUGAGGAAAGCGGGCUGGAGGUGAUGGACCAGCUUAGCCAGCUGCCUGCAGGAGCUACUUCGGUGGGUGCAGAAAGCUCACAGGCCCAGAACAAGGAGGACCAGCUGUCUCGCCGGUAAGUAACAGCUUCUCUAGAUGAUUGUGGUAUUGGUAAACAUACACAGGUAGAGAUUAAAUGCAGAGUGUGUGUGUGUGUGUGUGUGUGUGUGUGUGUGUGUGUGUGUGUGUGUGUGUGUGUGUGUGUGUGUGUGUGUGUGUGUGUGUGUGUGUGUGUGUGUGUGUGAAGGAGAGAAGUGAAUCCUGCCAUUCUUCACCAAGCAAUACUGACGUCAUUGGAUUCAGACUAACAAGAAGCACAUGAGCAGUUACAACAGAACAUGUGAUCAGGAAAUUAGUUAACAUAGCAACCCUCCCUACACACACACACACACACACACACACACACACACACACACAAUUGAAGGCAAAUGCUCUGGGUUCUGUCUUCUGUCUUAAAUCUAAGACAAAGCAACACACAGUGCAGUCCAGCUGUCACUUCUUGGUUCUGACCAAAGCAGUUGUUAUUUUUCUGCCCAACACCCACACAGGGUAAGAAGCAACUGUCCAUGCACCCACCUGUGUGUUCUCAUCGAUGUGUAGGCAUCAAACAUGCUCACUUCGUCUUUUUUCACGCCUACUUCACCUCAUACGGCUUCUGUGGAUUUCUCUUAGAGACUUACUAGAACCAAAAACAUCAACAUGAGCUUGACAAGGCCUGUGAUCCACACCGGGCACUCUCUGAUGCAUAGACUGAAAUGUAUAUGCAUGCAUUCAGAUGCUCCAUAAAGGAAAAUUGAUUGACAGCCUCAAACACACUUACUAAUGCAAACAACAACAGCAUCUUUUUACUGGGAGGUGCACUUAUCGUUACUGCUCCUGAGAAAUAUAUUCUGCCUUCACUUAGCAUUAUUUCAUCCAGUGGCAAAUGUGAGCUCUGCAAGUACAUUUACACAAAGAUAUUAUAUGAGGUGGAAUGUAACUCAAAAAUGUCUCUAAAGACUCUUGUCGUUUUUGUAAGGUGAAUAGAUAAGAUCAUCAGGUGAAUGUAUAUUUGUUUAAAUUAUAAUCACCGAAUCUGUCUUUGUCUUUGGCUCAGUCACUCGCUUAAGAUAAUUUUGCUUUCAGUCAUAUCACAGAGUAUCUCUAGAAAUAAGAGCACAUAAAUAGGGAAUGAGAGAGCAAGAGCGAUUUUCACAUGCCAACCAGUCAGCCGCUCAUUAGGGAGGUGUAAAAGUAAAGUGAUGUUGUUACUUUCUCACUGCUGUCAGACUCAAAGAGUCUACAGCAUGAAAAGAGAUUCAGUAUGAUCAAAUCUAUUUAAAAGAAAUUUACUGCAGAUUUAUAACCAUUUUAUGAUCUUCAGAUUUAAGUGAGGGUUUGGAAUUUGUUGAAAAAAUGAAAUUGUCCACAAUCAUUCAAGAGCCUUUUAACACAACCACAGAGCCAGAAGUGAAUGCAUUUAUUUAUUUUUUUCAAACCCCAAUUCCAGUAAGGUUGGAUGUUGUGGAAAACUAAAUAAAAGCUGAAAUCAUUGAGUUGCAAAUCCCUUCAACCUAUAUUUGAUUCAGUACACAACAAAAAAAGAUAUAUAAUCGUCAAACUGAUAAAUAGGGUAAGGUCCACCACUUCGUAAACAACUGCGUGAGCAAAUAGACCGACAGUUCAAGACCUGCCUUUCACAACGUACAAUUACAGUAAUUAAGGGAUUUCAUCAUCUACAGAUAACACCAAAACAUUCAGUGAAUCUGGAGAAAUCUCUGUACAUAAGCAGCAAGGCCCAAAACCAACAUUGAAUGCCUGUGACAUUCGACCUUUGAAAACCAUCAUCAGUUAACACAGUUUGUUGCUAAACUUCCAAGUGCAAGUUCAAACUCUACCAUGCAAAGCCAAAUCCAGAUGUCAACAACACCAAGAAACAUCUCCAGCUUCUCUGGACAAAGUGGGAAAGUGUGCUGUGUUCUGACGAGUCUGGAUUAAUAUUUUUUGGGGAAUCGUGGAGGUGGCGUCCCUCAGGCUAUAGAUGAAAAGGACCAUCCAGAUUGUUAUUAGGUCAUAGUUCAAAGCCAGCGUCUGUGAUGGUCUGGGGGUGUGUCAGUGUCCAUGGCAUGGGUAACUGUCACAUCUGUGAAGGCUCCAUUAAUGCUGUGAGCUACAUACAGGUUUAGGAGUAACAUAUGCUGCCAUCCAAGUCGCGUCUUUUCAGGACACCCCUCCUCAAAGACACAUUUUGCAUGUGUUACAACAGAGUGGCUUCAUAGUAGAAGAGUGCAGGUACUAGACUGGCCUGCCUGUUCUCAGUUCCCAAACACCUAUUGAGUGUUGUUGAAAGGAAAGGCGAGGUAACACAGCAGUAAACAUGCCCCUGUCCCAGCUUUUUGUGGAACAUGCUGCUGCCAUCAAAUUCAAAAUGAGUGAAUAUUUAAAAAAAACAAAAAACAAUCAAGUUUAUCAGUUUGAAAAUUGCAUAUCUUGUCUUUGUAGUGUCUUCAAUUGAAUAUGGGUCAAAAAAGGAUUUGCAAAUCAUUGUAUUCUGUUUUUGUACACGUUUUACACAACAUCCUUACUUUAUUGAAAAUGGGGUUUGUACAGUUAGCUCAUUAAUAAAACCUGGGACAUGCAGUUUGUCACAUGUUCAGCUCAGCUCUCAUUUCACAAAGGCUCCAAAUAAUGAAUCUCUCACACUUCUUUUUCACACCUCGCAGGUUGGCUGCUCUGCGAAACUAAGCACUCUUCCAGGAGAGGCGACGGCCGUUUACAGCUGCGUGGAAGCAGACGGCAACACGAGCUGUGUGUGUGUGUGUGUCUCUAUUGAACUGUUCUACCAAGAGAACUUAAUGAGCCUAUUGAUUACCAUCCCCCCGCUCUAUAAAUACACACACCGUCCAGAAAUACCACCUGAGAAGGCUUGAACCUCUCCCUGGUUCACCUUCUUAUUUCGAUCCAUUUAUUCCCGUCUCUAUCUUCCCCUUUAAUUCCCCUUUGCAUCUCAUUUUACUCUCCCUCUCUCUCUCCCUUUCCCUCCUUUCCUUUUUUAUCCCUCUUCCUCCAACACCUCCUCCAUUCUCUGGCUCUGACAUCACACACUCUGGAUGUAUGCUAUGUAAAAAGAAGUAAAACAACUUUAGGAACUGUAUAAUGUACAUUGAUGGAAACAAAACUUUAAAUAAUCAGUUAUAAUGAUUAUAAGGGACAGGGUGGGUCAAAGAUGCAUCUCCAUGGUAUUUCUAUUUCUUUGGGCUCUGACACUAUGAGGUGGUAUGACUAGGUGACUGAUGGGAGGAAGGAGACACAAACAUGAAAUCUGGCACUUGCAAAUUUAAGUUAUUUUUAAUGAGGGAUGUCCCAAUAACCUUUUUGGAUCCGAAUUCAAUUGUUUUAAUAUCAAGUUCCUGUGGACAUUGAGCCCUGACUCCAUAAAAAUGAUAUGUUUGACUAGAUAAUAGAACAUCGCUUUUUUUAUUGUUGGUCAGAGAUAAAAAGUUCACUCAAAGAUGUCCUUAGCUUAAAUUAUUUAACUUAUUUCAACUAACAAGGUCAUAAAACUCACAUAAGAUCAAAAUUCUUCCCCAGAUAGUUCAACUUUACCAUUCAGAAACAUGUUUUAUCAUGUUUUAGAUCAUCUUGUGUGUUGUUGCCAGCUUUGCUGUACGGCUUAGGUAAGGUGAAACCAAGGGACUGCAAACAAACCUGCAUCCUUCACCACAUUCAUCAUUUUCUUAUUGAUCUCUUCAGCUUUUUGUUCUCUCAAGGAUUUUUAUCCUUCCCUUUAAAGCUGCUGUGAAGAACUUUUGGUUUGAUCAAACCUUAUGGCUUUGUUGAUCUACUUCUGUACAUGCCAAGGAAGUUUCAGUCUGUUUUACAACCAGUCAAAAACUCCUCACAGUGGCUUUAAAAUGUCAUGUCUGCCACAAAAUGUGCUCAGAUAAUGACGGCUGAUCUGAUAGUUGACAUCAGGAUCGGGACAUCCUUCGCUGUAAUGAUGGUGACACUAAGGCUACAUCCACACUAAUCUUUAAUUUUAAAACACAUCACGUUUACUGUAUUUAUGGCUAGCAUCCACAUUAUUCCAAAAUUUCACAGCACCUUGAACUGAGACGGUGCUGAAAAUGUUAAAGUAAAAAUGUGAGAACAGUAACACUCACUGAUUACCUCUGCUGAUCAGGUUGAAUUUGUCAAGAGAGCCCAACUCAACAUCAUUAACCGUCAAUAUGCACUUACGAUCUUAUUGGCUAUUCUGCUGUUGUGCAGUUUUAUUCUGCUUUAUCUUGCAGGAGGCAGGCUGAUAUUUGUGGGGUUUCUAUGUUUGGUGCUCCAUCAGCCUCACAUAGUGUUCUGCUGUUUUGCGUUCAGGAACCUGUGCCUGCUCUGUGAUCCUCCUCACCCUGGCAUAAACGGUCAUGAGAUACAACAUUUAUUUUGUGGGUGAUCAGUUUAGUGUAAAAUGCAAUUUCAAAUGGAGAAGUAGUCACGUGGAGUUGGCCUGACAGGGUCUCCUUUCCUCAUCAGAUUUAUCUGAGUUAAACCUGCUUCAUGUUCUUACACCAUCAGCGAACAAUCUGUUUGUGUCUCAGUGUCAAAAUGAUUGUUCCGGUGUUCUGCAUUAUUUUAUUCUGGUUUGUGGUCUGCUCUCUUGCAUGUAUUCCUUUUCUUUUUGCUUUGAAUGCCUUAUUUGGGAUGAGGGGAUUGCAUAGGUGCUUCCCUUUUCAGUGCCUGAAGGAUUGUAGAUCAGAGAGCGCACAGCAGCACGGAGAAACUCCUCAGACAUCAAUCAGUCAGAUUCAAAACAAAGAAUUUUCUGCUUCUCUUCCUGCCAGAUGAGGUGGGGAUGUUUUGAUCUGGGUCUUCUCCACCCUCCCUUUAAAUCUGUCUGAGCUGAGUUUAAGCUUGUGCUGCUGUUGUUGUCAUAGGUGGACAUUGUUUUAUCAUUGUGUUGUGUAAUCUCUUUGAGUUAGUGUAGCGUGAAGUUGUUUGAUGUUUUUUGGUGGGAGGUUUAAGGUGUUGAAGUACUCCCACACCAACACACAGAUUUUUUUUGGAAACUUCUCUGUGUCAGAAUUAAUUAAUCAUCCUGGAGUGUCUCUUUCCAUGAGGAGAAGACAUCAGAGUAACUAAGCAGGGAUGUACAUGCUGGACCUUUUUAAUACAACAAGAGUGAGAUACUGCCCCUCAUUUACCUCGCUGGCUGCAUAUUUGUUUGCAAAGGCAAUUUCUGAUAUUUCAGGUAAAUGCAGAAGACAUUUGCAUAUAUAGCAUGAUAUUUAAAAUAGGUGAGAAAUGUAUAGAGACUGCACGAAUUAACAAAAUUUUUUUUAUACCAUUGCUCUGCAUUGAGAUGACAUUUGAGGUCUUUUACUGGUAUCAUUGCCUCCUUCUUUCAGCAGUUUAUUUGAAAGUAUGAGGUCACACAUCCACCUGUGAUAGCGCAUUUUCAUCCUCUGACCAUUAUUUCAUUUUUUCAGCCCAUUUUAAUUACACAGAAAGUUUAUUUAUACAUAAAGUUCAGCAGAACAUUGCAGCACUUUGUUUUGUACAUUAAUCUUCUGAAAAUAAAAUCUUGCCCUCUGAUGCAUUUGAGUCUGGUGGUUUUUGUUUGGAGUGUAUGCAAAUGGAUCGUACUUGAAC